This is a messenger RNA of Chlamydomonas reinhardtii, 4252 nucleotides long. RefSeq lists its product as uncharacterized. The record is from RefSeq and is a predicted model, not a curated record. Lineage: Eukaryota; Viridiplantae; Chlorophyta; Chlorophyceae; Chlamydomonadales; Chlamydomonadaceae. Bases 437 to 2773 code for a protein of 778 amino acids. The transcript is spliced from 18 exons.
CACAUCGAACACAGUUGCCUGAAACAGUGGCAACACAGGCAAGGCUUGUGGUGGCAGAGUUACGACCGGGACAACCGGAGGGCGACCAGUGGCGGCGGCAGCGGUGGGCGUCACGGCAAACCUGCUGACGUGAGUAAGGACACAAUCCGAUUGCCGCUGGCCUCGGUAUGCAUGCAGAAACGCUUAUCUGCCAUUAUUAUCACCACAUCAACGGGUAUCGAGCUGUGGCGAUGAACGGAGCGAUGCCAUUUUCGGUCUAGGGAAUCUAUGGAGCCAGCAGCUUUGUCGACGCACAAAUGGUUCUGGCAUGAACACACAAUAUAAUACUCGUCAAGAUACACGUAUCGUAAUUAUAAGCGAGGGCCUAAGACAAGGAAACCAGCACGCCACAGUUGACGGGCCCUGCGCGCCAGGCUUCUAUAUUGCGUGAGGACAAAUGAAGUACGGAAAGUAUAUUGAGAGCAAGGUGAAGCCAGAGUGGAAGGAUUACUACAUCGACUACAAGGGGCUCAAGGACUUGAUUAAAGCAUGCCAGAAGGAGGCGGAGACGGGCGAGGCGAGCUUCUCGCCACGCACAACCUCGCUGACAGUUCAGCGGUACAACAACACCAAAGAUUCCAGCCAGGAGCUCUUCUUCCGUCGCCUGGAGCGCGAUGUGGAGAAGGUCAACAAGUUCACGAACAAGUUGGUGGAGGAGAUGCGCGCCAGCCUUAAGAGCCUGAACUCCAAGGCGGAGAAGGAGACGGACCAGGACAAGAAGGAUGACCUGCUCAAGGAGGCCCAGCGCAUCGGAGACGACUUCCUGGGUCUGGAGAAGUACGUCAACAUCAACUACCUGGGCUUCCACAAGAUCCUGAAGAAGCACGACAAGUGCCUGCCGCACGCGCCCUGCCGCCAGUUCUACGUGGCGCACCUGCACCAGCAGCCCUGGGUGCAGGGCAACUACUCGGACCUGCUGGUGUCGCUGUCCAACCUGUACUCCAAGCUGCGCGGCGACAGCAGCGGCGAGAAGAACGAGGACGCGGCGCAGGGCUUUGUUCGCUCCACCACCAAGUACUGGGUGCGCAACGAGGACGUGUCCACCGUCAAGCACCACGUGCUGCAGCACCUGCCCGUGUUCCAGUUCGACAAGAACAUCUUCAGCGGCGACGCCCAGCUGAUCAACAGUGUGUACAUGGACAACUCCAAUCUGGAGCUGUACCACGGCCGCCUGGACAAGAAGCCCGGCGCAAUCGCGCUGCGCAUCCGCUGGUACGGCAGCAACCCGCCCAACAUGGUGUUCUUCGAGCGCAAGACGCACAAGGAGUCCUGGAAGGGCGAGGAGUCGGUCAAGGAGCGGUUCACGCUGCCCAGCGACAAGGUUGUUGCCUUCAUGGACGGCGAGUACAGCCUGGAGGCGGCGCUGGUGGACCAGGAGGCGGCGGCGGCGCGCAAGGGCAAGAGCCUGAGCCAGGAGGAGAAGGACGCCUACAGCCAGCUGUUCACGGAGGUGUACAAGGCGGUGGACUCGAAGCAGCUCAAGCCGCUGGUGCGCACCCAGUACAUGCGCACCGCCUUCCAGAUCCCCUUUGACGCCACGGUGCGCAUCAGCCUGGACACCAACCUGUGCAUGAUCAAGGAGAACCCCGAGGACGGCCCCUCCUGCGCCGCCACCGGCCGCUGGUACCGCGACCCCUCGCUGCCGGUGACUCGCACCGAGAUCACGCGCUUCCCGCACGCCGUGCUGGAGGUGAAGCUCAGCCUGCAGGAGGGCCAGACGGCGCCCGCCUGGGUGCAGGAGCUGCUGGACAGCGGCUACCUGACCGAGGUUCACAAGUUCUCCAAGUUCAUCCACGGCUCUGCCACGUUGUUCCCAGGCGACGUGCGCGCCGUGCCCUACUGGGUGGACGACGAGUCGGUGCGCGCCUCCAUGCUGGCCUCGGCGCCCUCGCCGCUGGAGGGCGGCUCGCCACUGCCCGAGGACGGCUCCGUGGCGGGAGGCAGCGCGGGCGGCCCCUCCACCUCGAACGGCUCGCCUGUGGCCGCCGCCGCCGCCGCCGCCAGCGCCGCCCGCAGCAAGCCGCGCACCCGCCACGCCAAGGCCGCCUCGCCCGGGCUGGACGAGCUGCAGCACCCGCUGCUGGGCGAGCAGGCCACUCUCAAGCUCAUGCCCGACCGCGAGCAGAUUGCGGGCUUCCGCAACGCCGGCCUCUCGGCGGCGGGCGGCGCCGGCGCGGGCCGCGGCGGCUCGGGCCACCCCGGCUUCUUCGCUCGGCUGCUGGGGCUGGUGCCGCCGCCCCCGCCCGCGGGCGGCGGCAGCCUGCGCUCGACCCCGAUGCGGAUCGAACCCAAGACCUUCUUCGCCAACGAGCGCACCUUUUUGGCCUGGCUGCACAUGGCCGUGACGCUGGGCUCCGUGUCGGCGGCGCUGCUGGGCUUCGCCGCGGGCACCGACGACGACAGCGAGAGCACCGGCGGCGCCGCCAUCAGCCGGCACCUGGUGGAGCUGAUCGCGCUCAUCCUGCUGCCGCUGGGCGUCGCCAUGUGCGGCUACGCGCUGCACGUGUUCGUGUGGCGCGCCACCAACAUCGCCAAGAAGCGCGCCGUGCACUUUGACGACCGCGUGGGCCCGCUGGCGCUGUGCGGCGCAGUGGUGGUGGCGCUGGUGGCCAUCACGUUGCUGUCACUGGUGGACUUCUUCGAGCUGCUGGCGGCGGCGGACGCCGCGGCGCCGGCGCCGCCGCCGCCUGCGGCGGUGCUGGCGGGCGCGACGGGGACGCUGUCGCUGUUCUAGAGGACGCUGUCGCUGUUCUAGAGGGGAGGCAGAGGGAGAGAAGGGGGUGGGUUUUGUUGAUGGGUGGGGGCAGUGUCAGGAGGGGCGGGGGUGUUGUGGCCGGCGCGGAAGCUCGGCGGCGGGGGCUGUGGGCGGGCAUUGGCCGGUGUGCGCAUGAGACGGUAGGAAGCAGCUGAGGGGUGGGGUGUUAAGCUCGGCGGGGGUGCGGCUUUGAAGCGUGUAGGUCGCUGUGGGUGGAUGGAGGGCGUGUGGGGGUUGGAUGGGCCUGCCUAUCCUUGGAUAUGGUUCGCAUGGAUUUCGGGCGGCUCGUGCCACCUCCACAUGCAUGGCCGGAAGCCAGGUGUUAGAGGCGUGUGGCUGGCGCGGAUCAGUAUUGUGGGCGGCGGCAUGUGCUUGGGUUUCCCGGUAGCUGGCCCAAAUCUGUGGGAUUCAUGUGAGAACGGAACAACUGAUUGCGCCCGGGAUUCGUAUGAGGGCCAUCCCUGCGUGUGAAUGUGUGUGCGUCUUGUGUUUGUAGAGGAGGGGCGGGCGCAUUGAAAGAAUUGACGAGGCAGUUACGAUGUGUGCGGGUGUGUGCGCGUGUAUCCGCAGAAAUUUCCGUGUUGUUGUCGCGGUCGUGGUGCGCCCCCGCCGUGGUAGAUGUCGGCACCCAGACGCCGAAGCCACAACCGCUGCGGCGGCGCCGAUUACGGUAACGCUUCUUGGGAGAUGGGCAGUUGCGGAGGCGCAGCUGAGGAUGCUCAAGCCGGGGGGUGCGGGUCCCAGUGGCCCACAACGCGUUGUUUUAUCAGGGGCGCGCGGUAGGCGUGUUUCAAAUUUUCAAUAGGGUUGUCUGGUUAGCGACCUGUGCUGACGAGGAUGGCGUAGCGGGCAGUCAGCUGCAGCGGCAGGGGUGUUUUCCUUGCUGUCUGGUUGGCCUGCUGCCUGCUGCACUAGUGCUUGAUAGCUGGGCGCGACUGGGCACAUAUGGCGGGCGGUGCCUGUACCAACCGACCCCGGCUAUGUCCGGGAGAUGAGGCUAGUAUCGGAACCUUCGGCCUCAGACGGAGGACGUGGCGUGGCGGCACAGCCCACUUUUCCCUUGCAAGGGAGAGCCACCUUUUCUUGUCAAUAGGGUUUUGGCCUGUGGACAUUGCGUGUGCCGCUGGUCACUGAGGUGGCGGCAAGCUCGGCUGAUGCAUGCUCGUGUGGGCGGGCGUCAUAAGACCGCCGGAAUGGGGUACACAGCACAAUACUGCAUUACAGGUCCGUAGCCGUUGCCCAAGCUGCAUGUAACCGUGGCUCAAGCGCCCGCCAUCGCUCCGACGUGGGCGAGGCUCAGACAUGCAUGGUGCAUGCCCCUAAGAAGACCAUGGCGUACCCCGAAACCCACUACCGGAGGGCAAGGCCUGCAGAAGGGAUCACUACGGAUACGGUACCGUUGCUGCAGAUUGAUGGGGCCAGUCUAGGCUCGGGGCUCUUGUCGUUAACAACUACUGG